Bipolaris maydis ATCC 48331 is the source of this 976-nucleotide messenger RNA. Its product is annotated as Fcf1-domain-containing protein. The record is from RefSeq and is a predicted model, not a curated record. Gene Ontology annotation, cellular component: small-subunit processome; nucleolus. NCBI's taxonomy places the organism in Eukaryota, Fungi, Ascomycota, Dothideomycetes, Pleosporales, Pleosporaceae.
CACACUCCCUGCACCCCACUCUGACGGUACGGCUAUCGGUAGCUGAAGACGACGCUAUAUAUAAUUCGCUAGCCUGUACACAAGCUGUGCGCACUUUGAGCCGCCCCCCACCCAGUACACAUCCACCUGGCGCAAUCAUGGGUGUCGCAAAGAAGACUCGCAAGUUUGCGACCACCAAAAGAAUUGUUGGUCAACGCGAUGCAAGAUUGAAGAAGAACCAGAUGGCUGGUGAAAUAGAAGCCAAGAAGAAGGAAGAAGAGAACAAGGCGAAGCGCGAAAUCCCACAAGUCUCCUCCGCCCUCUUCUUCCAAGCCAACACCGCCCUCGGCCCUCCAUACUCCGUCCUCGUAGACACCAACUUCCUCUCCCACACCGUCCAUGCCAAGCUUGAGCUGGACAAAGCCCUUAUGGACCUGCUCUACGCCAAAGCCACGCCCAUCAUCACCACGUGCGUCAUGGCUGAGCUGGAGAAACUCGGCCCCAAAUACCGCAUUGCCCUGCGCAUUGCCCGUGACGAGCGCUGGCAGCGCCUCAAGUGCGACCACAAGGGAACAUAUGCCGAUGACUGCAUUGUCGAUCGCGUGCAAAAGCAUAGGAUUUAUCUUGUUGCGACGAACGACAGAGAUCUCAAGAGGAGGAUAAGGAAGAUUCCUGGUGUGCCGAUUGUUAGUGUCGCAAAGGGCAAGUAUGUUAUAGAGAGGUUGCCCGAUGUGCCGGAUAGCCAUUGAAGUGUGUGAAUCAAUUUAAGGUUUGAGAGGACAUGGAAAAAAGUUAUUGAAGGAGACUUGAGAUUCUAUGCAUAGCGCAAGGCGUUCAGGAAUUGGAUUUUUCAAACAUCAGAAAGGUUGCAUCGAAACAAACGUGAUAGAAAGGAGGGUCUUCGAGCUCUGUCGAACAAGCUCUGCUGCCUCUCUACUGCAUACGUACUAACUGAAAAAAUGACACAAGUAGAUUGAAUACAAAAAACGUUUUACAU